AUGGAAAAGCCUUCAGAAGAUAAAUACGCCAUUCAUCAGGCUUGUCGAGAUGGUAGAACUGCUAUCGUAGAGUCCCUUCUCAAUGCCAACCCAAAACUCGCUUUUUUGAAAGAUGAGGACGAAAGAUUGCCUAUUCAUUGGGCAGUUUCUUAUGGACACUUGGACAUUGUCAUAUUGCUUUCCAAUGUGAAGAAUUUUGAUCCCGAUGUACAGGAUGGAUCUGGAUGGACACCUCUUAUGAUCGCUGUCAGCCUUAAAGAAGGUGAUGAUAUUGUGAACUUGUUAUUGAAGAAAGAGGCUGAAACCGCUCUCCACUUCGCUACCUCCAAAAACAACCUCCCAGUAGCCAAACUUCUACUAUCGCAAACUCCGCCUGCAUCCUGUCGAGUUAAGGACAAGCGUGGACAGUAUGCAAUUCAUCGUGCGGCAGCUAUUGGAUCCACCCCAUUAGUUGAGUUAUUGUUGAAGAAUAAAAGUCCAUUAAAUUCUACGGAUGUCGCAGGACAAACACCACUUCACCAUGCUGUUGCUGAAGGUCACGGUGACACUGCAGUGGCUCUUUUGAAGGCCGGUGCGGAAACAGACAAGAAGGAUGUAGAUGGUUGUCUUGCGUUGGACCUUGCCCCUGACAGUCAGCUCGGAACCGAUAGACUGUGCCCCACUCUUGCAGAUCAAGCUUUUAAGUCCCCUAUUAAUCCGCUCACUCAUUGGUUGCAUAUCGCCACUGUAUCCCUGACUGAUCAGAUUGAUAAGAUAAAAAUUAUUCUUGCUCCGCUAUUGCCCCUAUUGGUUAGCGCUAGUGCAGUACCUGAUCAAUCACCACUGUUACUUCAAACAUCCAAUGGUCCUAGUAUAGAACAUGCCCGCGCAAAUGCACCUGAGAUUUUUAACACAAUUCAUUCGUCAAUGCGACAAUGGGGAUCUUCUCUAAAACAUAAUGGAAUGUCCUUUUUCCCAGCAACAGUACCAGAAGGGACUCUCUUCUACCAUGGAACCCACACACCCGAGCAGGUUGAGGGGAUGGAAUGGUUAGCUUUCGAAAUCGAGCAUGCGGAAGUAUUUGCACGUCCAAGAAGAGGUCGUGGUCCUGGAGGUCCUGGAGGUCCUGGAAAUCAUGGUCCAGGUAAAGGGAAAGGUCCUGGUGGGAAACCUCCUGGGGGACCGGGAAGAGGUCCUCCUCCGCAUGCACUAAUGGACAGUCAUCCCAGACCCAAAUCCAAGCAUGAGGAUGAUGUCCAUGACUCAGAAGACAAAGAAGAAGAUAGCCAUGGCUAUCUCCACACCUACCGUACCUCCAAGCCCCUCACUAAACUCAUCUACAUCGACGGAAUGUCCGCCGGAAAAACCAGCAUGGGAACCCUUGAUUCUACAGAUUACAUUAUUCGCAAUCUUUCUGCCACAUCAACAGAGCCAAACAAUGAUUGGAUCCGUGCAGCUGAUCUUUGUAAGAUUGGCGAGGAAUAUGGCAUCGAAGGGUUUCUUCGCAUGGAAGCUGGAUUUGAAAUUAUUCUCUGUAGUUUCAAAGAUGGGCUUGAGUUUAUAGGUGCCUCUCAGAGAGACGACAAAUCUGGUGGGUUUGGGAAUGGAGAAGAUGAUGUGGGACAUUUUGAAUAUGUGAGGGCCCUGGAGUAUAGGUAUCAGGGUAUCAUGGGGGGAAGAGUAGAAGUCGAUUAUUCUUCUAUGAUUUCUGCCUUCUUUUAUCCUCUCAACAUUACUAACCCCGAUCCUUCUCGUUCUGAACUUCCUAGAUUAGUCGAACCUUCCGAAUCAGGUGAUUUGAAGAGAAUCCGCUCUGAUGUUCUAGAUUUGUUCAAAUCUGGAGAAUACGAGAAGAGAGAAACGAUCAACUGGCAAAAUGUCGUGGAUAUGAUUGUUACGAGGUAUUCUGAUCGUCUCAAGUUUAUGGUUCAAAAUGAGACGUCAGAAGCGGCGUUGUUAUCGGAAAUCAAAGUGCUGUUGGAUGCGCAUACAGAUUAUAAGAAGAUUGAUAUUCCUUCCUCAAUUGAGAAAUGCGCGAAUCACUAUCUAAGGCCGGUGACACCGAAAACUGAGGCAGAUCAUUUCAUUCAUGCUGCUAUUCUCAAGGUGUCUGGUGAUAUUUGCAGUACUUUGUUUAAAGUCAGAGAGUUAAUAGGCAGUGAUGGAAAGGGUGCCAAAGAGGAGGAAGGAAAACAAUUGAUCAGAGAAUUGAUCAAUGAAUUAGAUUGGACUACUUGGCUGGAAUGUGGAAAGUGUGGUUAUGAUGAGGUAUGUUUCGUGGCAAUCUGGCCCUGGGGAGGUUUGGAAGAUCACGUUUCUCCUGGGUGUAUUAAGAGGGGUGAUAUGGGUGAUAGAAGGGGAUACUGGGAUUGGGGACAUUAG
Messenger RNA from Botrytis fragariae, 2361 nucleotides. RefSeq lists its product as uncharacterized. The transcript is spliced from 8 exons. Lineage: Eukaryota; Fungi; Ascomycota; Leotiomycetes; Helotiales; Sclerotiniaceae. The coding region runs from base 1 to 2361 and encodes 786 amino acids. Gene Ontology annotation, molecular function: protein binding. The record is from RefSeq and is a predicted model, not a curated record.